AUGGCACCGGAUCGAGGCUACACGGAACUGCAGAAUGAAAGGGCUGGAGAUGGUGAAGAGAUGGAACAUGCGUCGUUGAGACGUAGCAGAACGGGAACUCGCAGUUAUUUGGCUGAGCGGGCAUCGCAACCACAGAACUUUACGCUCCGUGGUGUUUUGGUUGGCUUGGCGAUUGGAAUUGUCAUUUGCUUCUCUAACAUGUAUUUUGGGUUGCAGACGGGCUGGGUGAGCGGCAUGGCCAUGCCUUCGGCACUAAUUGGGUUUGCGUAUUUCAAGGUUGUUGCAAAGACGCUGAAGUUACCAUUUACACCAGUUGAGAAUGUCUUGAUUCAGUCAGUCGCGGGAUCGGUCGGUACCAUGCCUCUAGGAUGCGGAUUCGUGGGUGUCAUUCCGGCAUUAAAUUAUCUAUUGAAACCAGAAGAGAACGGGCCGCUGGACAUUAGUCUUUGGAAGCUGAUUGUCUGGGCUGUCGGAGUCUGCUUCUUUGGUGUGGUUUUUGCGGUUCCGCUCCGUAAAGAAGUGAUUAUUAGGGAGAAGCUCAAAUUUCCGAGUGGGACUGCUACUGCACUGCUUAUCAGGGUGCUUCACGGGGACAGGGAGUCAAAAGAUUUGGUAAAUCACGAGCAAGAGCUUUCUGAUGACGAACAAGCAUCUCAGGGACUUUUGCAAGGAUCUAGUGCACAACGAGAAGAGCAUGAUCUAAGAUCAUCUUUGGACGACAACCCGAAAACCACAGGACAGGGGCCCGAAGAGGAUGAAGAUGACGGAGACUGGAAAUCCAAGAUCAGGUUGCUGUUGAUCUCGUUUGCUGGAUCUGCCUUAUUCACCGUUGUGUCCUACUUCAUCCCGCAACUGCACGAGAUACCCGUUUUUGGCCUUCCCCUAGCGCAAAAUUGGCUUUGGACAUUGAACCCUUCACCGGCUUAUGUUGGACAGGGCAUCAUCAUGGGGCCUGCUACGACACUGCAUAUGCUUCUAGGUGCCAUCAUCGGCUGGGGUGUCCUUUCGCCACUUGCAAAACACGAGGGAUGGGCUCCAGGACCUGUUUCUGACUGGACAAACGGCUCCAAGGGGUGGAUCGUGUGGAUAUCGCUUGCUAUAAUGCUGGCAGACUCCCUUGUCAGCUUGGGUUGGCUGCUUCUCCGACCACUUGUCACGUUUUCAACAACAUACUAUCCAACUGCUAAAGAAAUUUUUCAUUCGCAUACCUGGAAGGAGAUUCUCACAUUCAAUAUUACGCCCAGGCAAGGAUACACGCAAGUUGGCGAUGGGACGGCAGAGGAUCCCUUGAUACCUAUCAAAAAACACUUCGCGGCAGAUUCGGACCCAGAUGCGCCGCCCGAGCAUCUCGUAUCGAACCGCACUACCAUGAUCGGACUCGUUGUCUCGCUAGUCCUCUGUGUCAUCGCCGUCCACCUGACAUUCCCCGGUCUCAUUCCGUUCCGCCUAACGCUUCUUUCCUUGGUCCUCGCGCUCUUCCUUUCCAUAAUGGGUGUCCGUGCACUAGGCGAAACAGAUCUCAAUCCCGUCUCCGGCAUUUCCAAGCUCACGCAGCUCGUCUUUGCGUUCGUCACACCGACAACAGGGCCAGGUGCCAAGAACGCUGUCAUUAUCAAUCUUGUAGCUGGCGCAGUGUCCGAGUCUGCAGCGCUACAAGCAGGAGAUCUGCUGCAGGAUCUCAAGUGCGGGCAUAUACUGGGAGCGGCACCAAACGCACAGUUUUGGGGUCAGAUGAUCGGGUCGGCGGUUGGAGCAGUGGUGUCGGCGGUUGUGUACAAGUUGUAUACGAAUGUGUAUACUAUCCCUGGUGGGUUGUUCGAGGUGCCGACGGGCUAUGUGUGGGUCUUUACCGCGCGAUUGGUGACGGGGAAGGGUCUGCCGCCCAUGGUUAAGGAGUGGGCGAGUGGAGCGGCUGUCAUCUUUGCUGUCAGUACGGUGAUAAGGGUCUGGGGCAACGCUCGAAAGCGGAGCGGCUUGAGUGGAUGGUGGAUCGACUUUGUGCCUGGCGGAAUUGCUGUUGCCGUUGGCAUGUACAACACGCCUUCAUUCACACUGGCACGCACAAUCGGGGGUCUGAUAAGUCUUUGGUGGCGACGCUGGAAGGGCAGAAGCGAAACUCCGAUUAUUGUACUUGCAAGUGGUCUGAUUUUGGGCGAGGGACUGCUCAGUAUCAUGAACCUCUUACUAGCCAGUUUGAAUGUGCCGCAUCUCUAG
This is a messenger RNA of Bipolaris oryzae ATCC 44560, 2214 nucleotides long. RefSeq lists its product as uncharacterized. The record is from RefSeq and is a predicted model, not a curated record. Lineage: Eukaryota; Fungi; Ascomycota; Dothideomycetes; Pleosporales; Pleosporaceae. The coding region runs from base 1 to 2214 and encodes 737 amino acids. Gene Ontology annotation, molecular function: oligopeptide transmembrane transporter activity. The transcript has 2 exons. Gene Ontology annotation, cellular component: fungal-type vacuole membrane.